Messenger RNA from Paramuricea clavata, 10309 nucleotides. NCBI's taxonomy places the organism in Eukaryota, Metazoa, Cnidaria, Anthozoa, Malacalcyonacea, Plexauridae. The record is from the annotation of a GenBank genome assembly.
AUGAAAAAGGCUAAAAGUACGAAACGAAAACUAAGCAACAAUCUAGAAAAGGCCAGAAAGGUAUAAAAUACUAUAUUAAAUCAUACCUAAAAUAAAUAGUCUGUGUUUAAAUUUUGACCAAACAAUGGACUGUAAACUACCUUCUGUAUGUAAUCCCACAUCAGUUGCUUCCAUGAGUUCCAUCUCUCGAGUAAAAUGCUUUCCAAUCAUAGAUAUAUCUAUUCAUAAUCGAACAGCUAUAAACAACUCUUGAAAUGUUUUAUUCUUUUGUGAAAUGUUUCGAAAAAUGUUGAAUUUUUGUUUAAAUGAGCCCGCAAGAUCUGCAGCUGGCCGCAUCACGGAUGGCGCGCGUAAAACAUUAGGCGUUUCCAGUCCCUGUCUUCUGGAUUGUCUAUGGUUCGACAGGAAAGAGGGCGUGGGGGUUCGGUGGCGCAGUCGUCAGAGCAAGCGCCUCACCUCUGAGCCCAGUGGGUUUGAUUCUCGAUACGGACUCAUGUGAAAAGAGUCAGUCAACACUCUGCCGAAAGUCGUGGGUUUUCUCCGGGUGCUCCGGUUUCUUCCCACAGGGAAAGUUGACAGGGUGGGUUAGGAUAAACACAGUCAAGAAAGUAAUAUCACAAUUUUUGUAAAAAUUGAAUAAUCAAGUAUGUAAUUAGGUAAGCGUAUAAUACUUGAUGUAAAGCGUAUUUGAUCAUACCCACAUGUAGAUUUGCGCUAUAGAAAUGCUAAUCGUAAUCGUAAUAAAGCAAAAUGCCCUUCCGGAAAGUACUUAGCUAUUGAACCUCGUUUCCGUGUUUGAGACAAUAGGGAGUUUAAGAUUCACGUUUGCGGAAACGGCAAGGCCGACUUUUCUUGGCAUAAUUUCUGUUCGAUUUCUGCGUGUCAUAUUUUCUUUCAUAUGACACAGGAAUAGUUAAACAUUCUAGUUAUAAAACAACGCUUCCAUUUACUUUUUAUUGCUUUAUAGCGUGAAAUUUUUCUUUGCCUGACGUUUGUCGUUUGUCGUUGAACGCGAAGCUUAUAAGCUCUCUGUUGGCUUAAGAGCCCUUUAUCUUGUUACUGAUUACAAAAUUAUUAACCGGUCUAUAUUCACUGAUGUAUAGGCUACUGUAUCGUUUCGCACAUGUGUCACCUGGGCUAAGGGCUAAUAUCUCGAAAACGAGGCUCGUAAAUCAAGGACGACUAACUCACUGACAGCUUUUUGGUCCUCGGUCAGGAAUGAAAUCCGAAACCAUGUACGAGUGCAUGUAUAAGUAUAUAAAGUUAGUAUGUAAAAUAGAAUUUCUUUACUGGAAAUGGUAUGUAAAAUAGAAAAAUAAAAAUAGCUGUAAUUUCAACUAAUUUAAACAAAUUACCGAGGGAAAAAUUCAUUACCACAACCGUCGAGGAAAAAAUUGAUCCACGCUCACUCAAUUUUCUUUUUUGAAAGACAUUGAUGAUAUGAACGGCCCCUCAAAAGCCAGGUGAAUUUUCAGCAAAAGAAAAUAGUCUAAAUCGGUCCUCCUUCCAAUAAUUCCGGGUCACCAAAAUUCUUUAGGCCGCGUCCGAUCGCCCAUCCGCCCCUGGCCUGGAAAUCAACUUUUGUGAAUACUGACGACAAGUACUUACCGUAACAUGAAUGGGAAGAACAUAAUACUAAGGGAUAUGUAUGAAACAUUCUUUGCUUUAUAGGAGGGCCCCACUGACGCAUUCUUCCUUAAAGGAACCGUAACUGUCUCUCGGCGCCUUUUAUUCCCGAAUAUUUUCUUCUUGGACAUUCUAGUUGUGUUUGGACGUGAGAAGUUUAAAAUUAAUAUGAACUCUUCUUCAAUUGCAGGUUUCUGAGAACUUGAUUGGCAUGUAUUUGGAUGAUUAUGAAGAAACACCUUGGGAAGCACUGAAGUACUUGGUAAGUAGUAGAUAAUAGCGAUAAUGAAGGUUCGAAUUAAUAAAUGAAUAUAAUGUGAAGUAAAUAUAUCCACACCUGACAGUACAACAAAAUACUCAUGCAUCUAUAAUUACAGUUAAAGAGAUCUUUUGAAAAGCUCUAAUAUACAACGCUGAAACCUUUACCUUUAGGUACCUUUUUCACAAAUGGCCUAGGGCUGGAUUUUGGCUGGAUUUGAAUUAUAUUUAGUUCCUCAAAACGAACAUUCGGAUUGGGUUCGAACAAAUGUGAACGCAAUCAGUCUUGCUUUACGGACGCCUCAAGUGGCGUCUGUUCAAAUGGUCUAGUUUGUUUCACUGUAACACAGUAUGAUAAAAACUUAAUUAAUUUGGGUCGACAAGUCCUAUCAAAGUCCGUGCUAGUUCGCAGGUGCGAUCACACCAUGUCACUUCCCAUUAUGUAUAAGCAGGAAUAAAUAUGGAGAUGAUGAAGACUGAUGUUAUACUUAAGAUCGUGUUUGGCUAUUUUCACGUUGUUUUAGAGAACGAAAUUUUGGACUUCAUCUCCUAAUUCUGACCAAAACUCGUUCACCAACCGACCAAGGCGCAUUACCCUCCAACUUGCAUUUUAUAGAUCCGACUGUUGCGAACUUGUUACGGUGUAUCAUUACAUCAAAUUUCGAUUAGGUUUAAAUUAACAACCACUUCCAAAAUGACACGCCCUAAAUAGUACUUGUACAUUUACUUGUCAGAUCGUUCAGUGAUGUUGUGCAUAUACAACAAGAGCAAAAAAAUGUUCCUAAAUUAAGGGCAACUUGCUAUGAGUUGUGUCCCAUUUAACAAAGUAAAAUUAUUUUGUAUAGGUUGCUGGUGUUAAUUAUGGUGGUCACGUGACGGAUGACUUUGACAGACGAUUGCUCAUGACAUACAUUAAUGAUUUCUUCUGUGACGCAUGUUUGGAUACUCCAUACUUCAAGUAAGAUUAUCUUUGUUUUUAAAUAGAGAUUUAACUGUUGUUAUGUUCAGUUUAGUGUGUGGAGCAAGGAUAGUUUCAUUGCUAGUAAUAUUUAAUACUGUGACAUGUGCAUGAACAACAUGUGAACAACAAUAUACUUUUGGUGCCGCUUGGUUUAGCAUGGCAGACGCACAUGAAGGUUAUAUUCCCAUGAACAAAUAUGUUCUCUCUGAUCUUGUUCCCAAUCACAAGCCUAUCCUUAAAGUAUUGCGCACGAAAUACGAGGAAAUGACCACAUGAAAACGAGGCCAUUAGGGCAAGUGUGCAAUAAACAGUCUAUUCUGACAAAAGAGAAUAACAAGAAAUUACUAAGACCUUUUUUGUAAAUCUAGACUGUCAACAUUACCGACAUACUACAUCCCAAAAGAUGGUACACUACAAUCAUACAGGGUAAGUACAUAUAACUGCAUUUUAUGUAUAUAUAUAUAUAUAUAUAUAUAUAUAUAUAUAUAUAUAUAUAUAUAUAUAUAUAUAUAUAUAUAUAUAUAUAUAUAUAUAUAUAUAUAUAUAUAUAUAUAUAUAUAUUUGCAUGAGCUGCUGUUUUGUUUAACUUUACCACAAACAUAUACUUUGAAUAUCGCAACCAAUCUGCUGAAAACCUGCGGAAUUUUAAUAUAAAUCAUUAGCUGCCUGAAGUGGUCCAGUCUCGAAGAUUGAAAAUGUGAUCAAUGAGUUUAUUCUUGUGUUAUUAAAUAGGAAUAUAUCAGCAUGUUACCUAACAUCGAUCAUCCUGAAGCAUUUGGACAACAUCCUAAUGCUGAUAUUGCAAGUCAGAUUAUUGAAACAAAGUUUGUAUAUUGAUGCUGAUUGUUAAUUUGUAUAUUGUAAUUUGUAUAUUGUAAUUUGUAUAUUGUAAUUUGUAUAUUGAUGCUGAUUGUUAAUUUGUAUAUUGUAAUUUGUAUAUUGAUGCUGAUUGUUAAUUUGUAUAUAUUGUAUAUUGAUGCUGAUUGUUAAUUUGUAUAUUGUAUAUUCAUGUUGACUGUUAAUUUGUAUAUUGUAUAUUGUAUUAUUGAUGUUGAUUGUUAAUUUGUAGUUGUAUAUUGAUGCUGAUUGUUAAUUUGUAUAUUGUAUAUUCAUGUUGACUGUUAAUUUGUAUAUUGUAUUAUUGAUGUUGAUUGUUAAUUUGUAGUUGUAUAUUGAUGCUGAUUGUUAAUUUAUACGCCCUAUAUUUUUCUACAAACACACACUAAGUCUUAUAAUUGUUACAUUGACAACCAAUGCCUGAUUAAAAUGUCUAUUGCAACUAUUAUGACUUCAGGUAAAGUUCAUGAAUCAUGGUAAACUUCCUUUGACACCCCAACCCCAGAUGUUUCGCAACAUCCCUUCAUGCAUGUGCAGCUUUACAAUGCAAUUUAGCUACUUUUGGUUCACGUGGGUGGCUUAAAUACACAGGCGGAGCCGUUCUGUGUUGUGUUGACAAAAACCUCUUGCUAAAUCAGUUCUGUCACGUUUCAAGUCGGCAACAUUUUAUUUGUGCAUGCAUUUAUAGUUGUGUUGUUUAGUUUGCGGUUUAAUAGUAAGUAUAUCAGUAAGUUUCUUGUGUCAGUGAAUAUUGUAAGAUAAAAUUUUGUCUCUAGAAACCUCUUUGAUACACUGCUAUCUCUUCAACCACAAGUUGCUUCCGUUGGUGGUGCUGGUCAAACAAGAGAACAGAAGGUGUGACCUUUAUGUGUUUUGUCUUUUCUGUAUAAAAACUAAAAAGAUUGGGAGACAUUCGUGACCUAUACUAUAUAGUAUGGCAUUUUUUAUUGAAAUAUCGCGUGAUAUUGCCAUAUAUUUGCAUUUAAUACAAGCAUGCAGAAUCGACGAAGAUUAUAUAAACACAGAUGUAAAUGCUAGCUUGUCAGACAUUAAGAAAGUAUGAAAGUUGGUGUGAGAUGCUAUACCCAGACUUUACUACCUUUUGCAAAGAAACUAUAGAAACAUUUACACUAGGGCACUAGAACUUAAUGAGAUUCUACUUUAACCGUAUAUAGUAGCUUUAGUAUGUACAUAUAUACAUAUGUGUUAAUAUAUUGACCGGGUGUCCCCCACUGUUUGAUUUCAUGGAACAUAAAAGCUAUCGCAAUGAACUAUUAAAGAUCAUUGCAUUUAGAAAGGACUAACUUAUAGAUUUUGAUAUAUAGCACUUGAAUUUACAUGCAAUAUUGACUGCGCUAUUGAUGUUUGAACGUUGAACUACUGUUUUUGAAAAUGUUAAAAAUUAGCAUAAAACAACCUUAUAAUUACCGAUGUAGUUAUAUACUUGCUAAAUAAUAAAUAUUUUUAAUUUGUUUGUAUCUCGCUCAAUAUUGCAUGUAAAUUCAAGUGCUAUAUAUCAAAAUCUAAGAAUCUUUGAAUGCAAUGAUCCUGAUUUUAUCACGAUAUUUUAUGGCUUUUACGUUACAUGAAAUCAAACAGUGUCCAUUUUUUGGGGGGACACCCGAAGGCGAGGUGAUUACCGGUGAAUAAAACCCGAGAUGAAGUCGAGUUUUUUAUUCACGAUAAUCACCGAGCCUGAGGUAAAUAAUUGUUUUAGUAUAAUUUCAUAGGUGAAUACACAUUUUUCGUCAUUUAAUUGACAAAACGUCUUCGGCCGCCGUUUCGAAAAUCGCUUAGGUGAUUAUCGCGUUAUAAUCACCUCAACGGCAACCAAUCAGCGUGGAGAAUAAUCACCUAUGUAAUUAUACUAAUAAGUUGUAUUGUAAAAUUGAGAAGAGCCACUCUGUGGAUAUGUUCUUCACUAUUAGUUGGCGGUAGACAGUAAUGAUUAAGCACUUUAUAGUAGCAUUGCACUUCGUAUAAUAGUAUUGUGUAUCAGAUUAUACAGCCACAAGUUUUUUGUGAAGCAUUUACAGGCAAUAUUUCGACGUUCAUGAAUUAUUAACGAAUUCUACAAGAAUUUCGUACGUAUAUGUUUCUUGUUUUUUGUAGGUGUUAGAUCUUGCAGCUGAUGUAUUGAAAAGAGUGCCAGAAGAAAUUGAUUAUGAACAAACAGCAAAGAUCAUGGCUGAUGAUCCAUCUCCACUUAAUGUUGUCUUGUUGCAAGAGGUAAGAUCCAACCUCGCAAGCCAGGAUUUUUACAAGAGCCUGGGAACGAGGUUUGGUAAGAUCAUACAUGAACCUCAGAACAUCAUAUCGUUGAUUGAAAUGGUUAAGGUUUAUUUAGUUUAUUAUAACUCUCAGCGCGAAUACCUCAAGGGAACGCACGGUGUUUGUCGUAGACAUUAGGGAGCUUAAGCAUGUAGGACGGCAACACGACGACGACAGCAACCAAUACAAUGAGUCAAUGAAAAGUGAAUAAAUAAUUAAAGUCCCAGGGGAGAUUCAGACGUGGUCGUAGCUCUGUUUACAACGGCAAAUCACAGAUUUUCACGUCUUUUGUACAACGCCUGCAUUUCAAGACGUGCCAAGUGCAACUUAAAUUCCGUUCAGUAGAACUCUUCCCAAACAUAAAGCCAAUGUUUUCAACUUCUUAUACUGUAUUAAAUUCAUACGAAUUAUAAUAUACGACAGUUAUCUUUACUAUAAUUUAUUUGAAGGAAUUUGUUUUGGCCGUCGUCAUCGUGUUGCCGUCCUACAUGCUUAAGCUCGCUAAUACUGUUUAGGGACGGGUCAUUAAUUAUAGCAGGGGGUGGCGCCGAAGAGAAAAGGGUUGGGCAAACAAAAUUUUGAGUGAGUAAAACAAGGUUGAGUUAUUAAAAAAACAAAAUAACUCAAGGGUUGGGUAAUAAAAAUUUAUUGUUAUUUCAAAAGCAAUCAACUAAAAAGACUAAAAAGCAAUCAACAAUCAUAUGUCAACACAAUAUGCAAAUCAAUCAGAAUUACUGUCUUAAGCAAAUUUCCGAUUUGUCAGGAGGCAAACGGUGUAUCCAAAGAACAGUACAGUCUACUACAGCGAGUUAAGAAGAUUUACGAUGGAGAACGUUUCCAUUGUGCUUUUUGCGCUUGGACUGAGGAUUAGAGUCUCGAAGAACAACCUUAUAUGAAUUAUCUGUAUAUAUUACAUAACCACUAACAAUUGCUUGAAAGCAAUUGUUAGUGGUUAUGUAAUAUAUACAGCAUGCUUGGCCAUGGUGUAUAUGACAAACACGAACGGAUUACGAGUGAUAGUAUUUCUAAUGAACAUGCACACGAUUAACGUGUACGUAUUCUUCAAUCAUGGUGUCAAAGACACCGAAUGAAUUACAUGAAGCACAUAGUACUCAGCAUCUUCCCCCAGGAAAAAUUAAAGAAAACUUCCUUGCUUUUUGUCAUUUUUGAAUAACUUGCGGACGGAUGAAUCUCUUGAAACGUGUAUCAAUUGAACCUGGAUUAGCACCUACAUUUUCUUUCUACUAUUUUCCUUAGAUAUCUCGUUAUAACAAACUUCUUGCAACAAUCAAGUCAUCACUUAUUGAACUAGAACGUGGUAUUAAAGGUCUCGUGGUCAUGUCGUCUGAUUUGGAAGAGACAUUUAAUUGUAUUUAUGAUGUUCGUGUUCCACCUCUUUGGGGAAAGGUAUGUCCAUUGCAUGCACUUCAGCCUGGCAGCUGCGUGACGUUUCUACAGUUUCUACGAGAACAACUAUUUUAGUUUUAUAAACUGUUGUGAGUCUCGAUAUGUUACCCUUUUAAUCUAAAUGAUCAAAAAUAAACCUCAGAAGAUACAAACAAAACACACUGCUUUUAUACCAAAGCUACCACCAAAUAAUUAACCAAUCAACCGCGAACCUUUAUAUUUAGGUCCCUGUUUGAUUUUAGACGCGUGUCACUAGGCCCAGUUGAAUACUCGUGCUGCAGGGUUGCAAUGGAAGUAGAAAAUGCAAUGAGCUCGGAUGUAUGGAUAUAGACCCAUUGCACUGACGUCACAAAUCCUUAGAGUAUCCUCUAGAUGCUCCCUAACAAUAUCUGUUCGGGUACAACAACCACAUACAUGCAAAAAUUAACCAUUUUAAUACAAAAUUAUUAUAAAGUUUCACAAAAUUUGCUUUGUUUACAAAGGUUAUAUUAUGCAUAAAUUGCUAAUUUGUCCUCCAAAUGCAUCGUCACAGAUGCUGUGACGUCAUGUGCAAUGGGUCUGUUCUGGAUAUUUUGCAUCAUUUGCUGAUUUGCAUGCACUUUACAUAGUUAAAGCUCUGUAAAGCUAUUGUUAAAGGGUUUUUGCAUGGAUGGAAAUUUCGAGCGGAAGGCUAUAUACAAUUUCAGACAUCACCAGAAGCAGCUUUAUAUAUAGGCCCUCUGACAGGUUGCAUUUUUCCCAGCUGCUUCUGGUUAGGUAUGAAAUUGUAUGUAAUCUUCCGCUCAACAUUUUUACCUAUUGAAAAAGCUUAGUUUAACUGUUAUAGUUCUAUCGAGCGAGAUGCCCAAAAAUCUCUAUAUAUUUACCCAAAAAACUAUUGUUUUACUAUUCCUGUAAGGCUAUAUAAAGAUUUUAUUUUACAGGCGUAUCCCUCGAAUAAAGCUCUAGCAAACUGGACACGUGAUCUGGUCCAUCGUGUGGAUCAAUUUGCUAAGUGGGCAAGUACAGCUCAUCAACCAGUCAUAUUUUGGCUCUCGGGAUUUACAUUUCCUACUGGAUUUUUGACUGCUGUAUUACAAACAUCCGCAAGACAGAAUAACAUCUCAGUCGAUACUUUGUCAUGGGAAUUUACAGUUUCUACUGUGGAUGAUAGCAACAUAACUCAGUAUCCAAAGGUUAGAUAAAAUUAUUAUGACCAUAUUAUUGUCUAAGACUUUUCUUGGAUUUCACGGCAGUCACUCAAUCUAAACAGAAAACAUAAACUGGUGAUCAUGGCAUGGCUGUCAUGAAAUUCAGCAAAAUAUACGACCAACGCUGAACCCCAAAGUUUUAGAUUUUCAUCAUUGUUGUGUUCUAAUGUUCCUGACUCCAAUCAAAGGCCAUGUAUGUUGCACGAGGCAUUUUCCCUGCAACAUACAACGAAGUUUCGGACAAAGAGCACUGUUAAACAGAAAUGACAGAAUGGUAGGCGAAGUUGCAUGGAAAAUUUCCCCUACCUCGAUAUCUUUAUAUUAGUUUUCCUGGUUUUCGGUUUAUAGUUCUUUACGGAUAUGGUAGAUGGUAGCAAAACCUAAGGUGGGAAAUUUUCGUUUCUAUCGGUAGUGACUAACCAGAAUGUCGAAUACGAAAUUUUUAUUGGUCGUGGUUUUAUAGGUAGAGUUACGAGGCAGUAGAUGCCUAAAAUGGUGUUCAAAUUCAGAAAUGUUGACACUGAUUUGACUCUAUUUACUGGCCACCAAAUAAAAGACUACAACAUACAGUAAAAUUAACUGAUUAUUUUCUCACUAUGAUAACUAUUGAUAGUAAACAACAAUGGACUUUAUUGUUUUUUAUUGGGCAAACCCCAGUAGUCUCGUUUCCAUAUUUGCUUGUUUUAGCAUGGUAGAUGCAAAUGAAGGUUAUAGCCUCAUGUUCCGUGCACGAAUAGGUUGUUCUUUGAUCUUGAACCCAAUCACAGUUCACAAGCUAGCCUAUCCCUAUAACCUUAUUACGAAACGUGACGAAAUAACCACAUGAAAACGAGGCCAUUAGGGCAAGAGUGCAAUAAACAGUACAGUCUUUUAAAUUACAAAAGUGUAAUGAAAUUCUCUAACAGCGAAAUAGAUAGCAUGAAAAUCGUAUGGCUGUAAAAUUUCUGAAGCUGUCAUAAUAGCCAUACGAUAUAUGCAUGUGGGUUUCACCUAUAUACUGAAGUUUGGGUGUCAGUGUAGUGCAUGUACAUGUAGGUAGUAAAACACAAUGUGUUUCACCCAACCAGUUUGUUCUUAUAUAUUUUAAUUGUUACUGUAGGAUGGAGUAUGGGUUCGUGGUUUAUAUCUUGAAGGUGCAGGUUGGGAUAAGAAAAACGCUGCUCUAAUUGAGGCAGAUCCUAUGCAGUUGGUAUGUCCAAUACCAACUAUACAUUUUAAACCUGUGGAAAAUAAGAAGAAAACUGGUAAAGGUAAGGCUAGAUUUAUUACAUAGUGAAAAAAACGUUAUUAUAUGGAGCAUAGGUGCAAAGCAAUCCAAUCAAAGUUUUUAGAAACUAUUGUGGAGAGCAGACCCCAACUUUACGAAAAUUACGAGUCCUUUCCACUUAAUUUUGAGUUAAUUCUUCCAUUUUAAUGUUGUUUUUGCAACGUGCGUAAAGUAAGGCAUUAAUAUGACGCAUGAAACUUGCCAAAAAUGUUGGUCAUAUGCAUGGGAGGAAGUUUUAGUACGCUGUUUUUUACAACUAUACAUCGCUCCCACGAGUUUCAAUGAGGAGAAAUGACGUGUAUUUGUGUAAAAUGUCAUUUUCCAAAUUUAUUUAUAGGAAUAUACUCGUGCCCAUGCUACUAUUAUCCUAACCGCGCUGGUACAUCAGAUCGUGCUUCAUAUAUUGUAAGUGUUGACAUGAAAUCUGGUGCGAUGAUGGCUGAUCAUUGGGUCAAACGAGGAACAGCUUUACUUAUGAGUUUGGACUAUUGA